Harpegnathos saltator (Jerdon's jumping ant) is the source of this 5186-nucleotide messenger RNA. RefSeq names its product probable phospholipid-transporting ATPase IIB. The transcript has 12 exons. Gene Ontology annotation, molecular function: ATPase-coupled intramembrane lipid carrier activity; ATP binding; ATP hydrolysis activity. Gene Ontology annotation, cellular component: plasma membrane; trans-Golgi network; endosome. Bases 693 to 4010 code for a protein of 1105 amino acids. Gene Ontology annotation, biological process: phospholipid translocation; endocytosis; retrograde vesicle-mediated transport, Golgi to endoplasmic reticulum. Lineage: Eukaryota; Metazoa; Arthropoda; Insecta; Hymenoptera; Formicidae. The record is from RefSeq and is a predicted model, not a curated record.
GCGGCGCUUCGCCGCGUGCGACGCGGUGAACGGGAAUCUCGCGUGUCGAUACGCGACCCCGAAGUCCACGUUGACCUAUUCUGACCCUUGAACAGUCGCGAGCACGUCAGGUGCCGCGAGAAUGGCUGGUACCGACGAUCUCCCACGUUCCUCGUCGUUUCGCGUCUUUACCGCGCGCGAAAGCGCCAUGAUGCACAAACGCACGGCGUCGUGCGUACUCACGGUGUGUGCGUGCUCACGUGUAAACAAGCCGAGGCACUUGAUGUCGUCGUCGUCGUCGUCGUCGUCGUCGUCAUCGUAGUUGUGUGACGACGAGCGAGCCGCAGCCGCUGGUGUCGGUCGCGAAUCGCUACAACAACGGUUCGACGACACAAACGGACGACGGACACACACACGCUGCGAUUCUCACGGUAGUCUCUCGCUCGCGGCCGGCCGAUUCGUCGCGGUCUGAUAAGAUAUGCGCCGGGGACGUGGUGCCGCGACGUCGCAACGCGCGAGACGGCGAUUAAUCCGCAUCAGUUAACCGCGUCUGAGCCGCGCGCCAGGAUAAGAGGAGCAAGGAGGAGCGCGCGAUAUAUCAUCUCGGUUCCUUACCUUGUUCCUUUGGCGGAGGGGUAGAUAGGUGAGACGGGCAGGAAGGAGUUAGACGGAUACAGCGGGGGAUAUACGUCGCUCACAGUCCUCCUGUCAACAUGAGGCUGGAGGAGAUGCCGUUGCGUCUCAACUCCGACGAGCGGGACUUUGAAAUGGACGACGAAGAGACCGACUACCUGCUGCAGCCGUCCGAGGACAGCAUCAGGCUCCUCACGUCGAGGCGACGGCGCAUUAGCGAUUGCUCCAAGUACCUGAGGAACUGCCUCUGCGGAUGUUGUACUUGGAUGUGGAGAAGAUGCUGCAGAGAGCGGGAGUUAAGAGCCAGAGUUAUCCACAUUGGACAGCCUAUGCAUGAAAAGUUCCCCACCAAUGUUAUAAGAAAUCAAAAAUACAAUGUUGUUACUUUCUUGCCUUUGGUCCUCUUUCAGCAAUUUAAAUUCUUCUUGAAUUUAUACUUUUUGCUUAUGGCUAUAUCCCAAUUUAUACCAGACAUAAGAAUAGGGUAUUUAUACACAUAUUGGGGACCAUUGUGCUUUGUUUUAACUGUAACGAUUUUCCGCGAAGCUAUUGAUGACUUUAGAAGGUAUAAGAGAGACAAAGAAGUCAAUGCACAAAAAUAUUAUAGACUAGUAAGGGGUUUUGAUACAUCAGAGUUAGUACCAAGUUCGAAAUUGCGAGUUGGUGACUUGGUAAUAGUGGAGAAGGGUCAAAGGGUACCUGCUGACUUGGUAUUGUUACGCACGACUGAGAAAUCUGGCGCGUGUUUCGUGCGUACUGAUCAGUUGGAUGGCGAGACGGAUUGGAAAUUGAGGUUGGCAGUGCCUGCAACGCAAAAAUUGGAAAGCAAUUCUCAAUUGUUUGAUAUUAAAGCUAGUUUGUAUGUCGAGAAACCUCAAAAGGACAUACACAGCUUUAUCGGUACCUUUUCGAGGUAUGAUGGAUACAGCAGUGAAGAGAGCUUGGGCGUAGACAAUACUCUAUGGGCCAACACUGCUGUAGCAUCGGGAUCUGCUCUCGGUAUCGUUGUUUACACCGGUCAGGAGACGCGAUCUCUGAUGAAUCAUUCCGCAAUUAGGUCAAAAGUUGGUUUACUCGACCAAGAGAUCAAUCAAUUGACGAAGGUGCUGUUUUGCGCAGUAAUAGGACUCGCUCUUGUAAUGAUGUGUUUGAAGGGAUUCAACGGCCCAUGGUACCGUUACAUGUUCCGUUUUGUUUUGCUGUUCUCAUACAUCAUACCGAUCAGCUUGCGAGUAAACCUCGACAUGGGCAAGGUGUUCUAUGCUUGGUGCAUACAGAGAGACAAAGAUAUCGUCGGUACGGUCGUGAGGACAACUACCAUCCCAGAGGAACUCGGACGUAUAUCUUACCUGCUGAGCGACAAAACUGGCACGCUGACACAGAAUAAGAUGGUGUUCAAAAAACUUCACCUGGGCACUAUAUCUUACGGCCAAGAGACGUUUGACGAGGUGACGACGGUGUUGAAAUCUUAUUACUCGAUUAACUCUGAUAAUUCUCUGGUGAAACCGGCACCAAGUGCACAUAGCGGCAAAGUGCGGAGAUCCGAAAACACCCGAAUCUACGACGCGGUGCACGCUUUAGCGCUCUGCCACAAUGUAACCCCGGUAUACGACGACGUAAUGAGAUCCACGAAUCUGGAUACGGUGAGCGUACAAACGGGAGAAACUGGAGACACGGGUUCCAUCCAGAGUCAAACCGAAGCCGAUCAACACUACUACCUGCCAGAACAGAAACGUAAUUACCAGGCUUCGAGCCCGGACGAGGUGGCUCUGGUGAAGUGGACGGAAGAAAUGGGAUUGGCUUUGAUCAAACGAGACCUAAACACGAUGCAGUUGAAAGCUUUGAACGGUCAAAUACUGAAUUACACGAUACUACAGAUAUUCCCCUUCACGUCGGAAACCAAGCGGAUGGGAAUAAUCGUGAGAGAGGAGUCCAGCUCUGAAAUCGUGUUUUACCUGAAAGGUGCGGACGUUGUGAUGUCUGGUAUUGUACAGUACAAUGACUGGCUGGAAGAAGUAUGCGGCAACAUGGCGCGCGAAGGUCUCAGAACAUUGGUCGUGGCCAAGAAGAAUCUUACUGAAGAUCAGUAUCUUGAUUUUGAAGCGAGGUACAACGCGGCGCGAAUGAGCGUGAGCGAUCGUGUAUCGAGGGUCGCCGCGGUAGUCGAGAGCCUUGAGAGAGAAAUGGAACUGUUAUGCGUAACCGGUGUCGAGGACAGGCUGCAAGAUAGAGUAAGGCCUACAUUGGAGCUUUUGAGGAACGCCGGUAUCAAGAUAUGGAUGUUGACCGGUGACAAGCUGGAGACCGCCACGUGUAUAGCAAAAUCCUCGCGGCUGGUCUCACGUACCCAAGGACUGCACGUUUUCAAGUCCGUCGUGACUCGUACCGACGCCCACUUGGAACUGAACACGUUCCGCAAGAAGCAAGAUUGUGCCUUAGUUAUCAGCGGUGAUUCCCUGGAGGUGUGCUUGCAGUAUUACGAACAAGAGUUCUUGGAACUUGCUUGCGGAUCACCCGCCGUUGUCUGUUGCCGAUGUUCCCCUACGCAGAAAGCCGAGGUCGUCAGUCUCAUACAGAGACACACCGGAAAGAGAACAGCAGCAGUUGGCGACGGUGGCAACGACGUCUCUAUGAUACAAGCUGCGGACGCUGGAAUCGGUCUGGAAGGUCUUGAGGGAAGACAAGCAUCAUUGGCUGCGGAUUUCUCAAUCUCUCAGUUCAGUCAUCUCGCUAAUUUAUUAUUAGUUCAUGGUAGAAGAAGUUACAAACGCUCGGCCGCAUUAAGCCAAUUCGUCAUACACCGUGGCUUGAUCAUUUCGACUAUGCAGGCAGUGUUCUCUGCGGUCUUUUAUUUAUCUUCGGUCGCUUUGUAUCAGGGUUUUCUUAUGGUGGGGUAUGCUACGAUAUAUACAAUGUUCCCCGUCUUUUCGUUAGUACUGGAUAAGGAUGUGUCCGGAAAAAUAGCACUUACUUACCCAGAACUCUACAAAGAGUUAAGCAAAGGUCGUUCAUUGUCGUAUAAAACAUUUUUUAUGUGGGUUUUGAUAAGCAUAUAUCAAGGAGGAGUAAUAAUGUAUGGUGCACUUAUAAUGUUCGAGGACGAAUUUAUUCAUAUAGUGGCCAUCAGUUUUUCGGCGCUUGUUUUGACGGAGUUAAUAAUGGUUGCUUUAACAAUCAGAACUUGGCAUCAUAUAAUGAUGCUCGCGGAAAUCUUCUCUCUAGCGCUUUAUUUGCUGUCACUGGUCGUCCUCAAGGAUUACUUCGACGCUGAAUUCAUCAAAACGACGGACUUCUUGUGGAAAGUAUUGGUGAUAACGUUAGUCUCGUGCAUGCCACUGUACAUCUUAAAGUUUUUGAGGAAGAAGUUUUCACCUCCUAGUUAUACAAAAUUAUCCUAAAUUAUCUCGCACAAGAGCGUCGUUAUCUGCCAUCUGCGUAUAGAGAGACACAAAGGAGGACAAAACAUCAGCGUAACGUAUUAGUAAUAUAGAGAAAAAUGUAUACACACAGAAUGUUCUCUCUUUCGUUCCAAUCCAAUCCAACUAAUAUUGCUCAGUUCGUUUGUAGCGGACUAAGACAAAUUAUAUGCACCGUUUUAUAUCAACCAACUAUUUUUGUAACAAUUCUAUCGAGGACUAAUGGUAUAACAAGAAAUGCCUAUACUGCGAAAUAAGAGCCGAUAAAGUUUCCAAAUCUCCUGUAUUAUAUUGCGCACUGAGUAACUUCGUUGGGAUACGGAUUGGAUUUUACGUGCGGAACUAACAACUUCACGAUACUUCAUAUAAUGUUAAAUACUUCCUGCAAAGCUUAUCUAUAUUACUACACAUCCUGACUUGAGGUCAAACAAGAAAUACAUGACUUUUUCUAUCUGAUUUUUUCUUUAUAUAUUUUUUCUUUUAUUUAUAUAUAUUUAAUUAUGAAUGUAACGCCAAAUUCGAAUCUUCCAUUUCAGUGCGUUUGUAUGCACGUAUUACGGCAUUUACAUAGGUUCGAUGCUUAUCAUUCGUUCGCAAAAUACUAAUUAGAAAUGUUCUAACUGAGCACGACAGUAUUUCUCAUGUAUCGAGUAAAAAUCUUCAAGUAUCCUGAUAUAUUCAGGAACUCAUUCAGAUAAUCUUUAUUUGUAACGAGAGAUCAAUGCAUUUUACUUUAAAGAAGAAAAAAAUUGUUAAAGUUAAUACGAUUAAGGAAUGGGAUUUGAGUGUCAGAAAUGAAACUGUGAUUUUUGUGAACUAAGUAUAAACGGCAAUUUUUGCACUAACACUGUUAUAUGAUGAAGUCGAUCCCAGGACUAUUCCAGACAUUUGUUUCCUUAUCUUUCAGAAAGUGUCCUAGCUUUUCAUUUGUAUCAUAAAUCAUAUAUAUUUCGCAUAAACUAUCAAUACCAGAUUACGUAAUAUGUUUUAUAUACAUGUAUAUAAUGCAAGCAUGUAGAACAUGUAAACUGUAAUCGUUGUUACCUCUAAUAUGAAUGAAACGUAUCGCAAUUAAUAAUAGCUGUUAGAAAAUUAUUAUUUGCCAAUGUAACGCGUUUGUGAUUAAUUUAUUCGCAAAUAAAAUAAUAUAUUCCUUUU